AUGGCGCCAAAGCUAAGGGAGUUCACUGGAUGCUGGACUUGCCGCCAGCGCAAAGUCAAGUGUGACCUCACCCGGCCUAAGUGUAUUCGUUGUGCCAAGCGCAAACUUGAGUGCCAGGGUUACCAAAUUAUCCUUGGAUGGGCACCACCUCUCACCGUUGAAAACAAUCAACUCGUUCCUUUGGAAGGUUGGGGAGAUAAUUUGGACAAUUUCCAACGUCGAAAUGUUGAUACUGUACAUUUUCCCGAUGACCAGCGCUACUCCUUGAAACAGCUUGUUGAAGUUAUUGACACACUUGAAGGUUACAAACGUCGAAGAGUUGGGCCUUUUGGCGUUUACAAGACAUAUUGCCAGGAGUUGAAACCAGCACUGCCUCAAAUUGCUGCGGAAGAGCCAUUGGCCAUCGUCACAUCAGCGGCGCCAGAUAUCACGCAGGUAACGGUAGAUGACCUUUUCUCCAAAACUGAGAAUUCAUGGGUUCAUUACGACUACUUAGACUACGCUAAACUUACCAUUGUUGCUAUCAAAGGGCCGCUGUACCGUUUUAAUGAGCAAAAUAUGCUUCAUAUUUUGUACCCCAAGUUCUUUCCAAAUGUGGAUCUGGACGAAUGGGAGGUUAAUUAUGUUGGCAGUAAAUCUAUUUUGGUACGCGAAUCUAAUGCUGGCGUGGUGUUAACCCCACUUAUGCUUGAAUUAAUGGGAGGUGUCCGUCAGAAACGUUUGUUUUUCUUUUCUCGAGUUGACCUCGAAUGUGACAGCUACUUUGAUCGGCUCGUGGCACCAUUGCUUGAGCUGCUAUGGUGUCGAUGGCUUAUGCAACGUGAUCAAUGGCCAGUGAAGGUGGUGGACACAGAAGAAGACAGCACUAAGCUCAUCAAUAAUGUCAGGCACAUCAUUGUCGCUUUGACUGUCGCGUUAACGGCGUUUCAUCGGGCUAACUUUAGCCACAGUCACUCCAAAUAUGAGUACGUAUGUGAUGAUUACCUUGAUCUACUGGUUCAAAUGCGGAAGCUUGCGAUUCUGAUGCUUAAUGUGCAUUUGGACGAAUACGACACGUUCAGUCAACUCAAAUUCGCAUCAGAUCCUCAAGAAUAUGAAGUGCUUCUAUUGUUGGCAAUACUCAUGCAGAUCGAAGCUGACACUUGUUUUAGUGUCUACGAAAACUACGAAGUGCUCUUUGCCAUUGGAGACCACAUUGUUCGUAACAAAUUCACCCACGCUAAGCUACUGAACCUAGCUCGAUUCAUAUUACUGUGGUUUCAUAUUGUUCACACCUUCUACCAGCUGACGCAACAUGUCAAUACCUUCAACUAUGAAGUGCUGGAUACGGGCAACUUUCGCGACUUGGUUACAGAAUAUGAUAUGGAACUGGACAAAAGUGAUCUGGAACAGAAAUCCAAAUCGAUCAGUGAACGUAUGCCGAUGCGAUUCAGCGUUUCCUUUGACAAAUAUGAGCUUCAGCACGCACCUUCCUUAAACACAACGGGUGCAGAUUCUACAAAGAUGCGAUACACUCCUUCCCGAAGUCGUAUAAGUCCAGAUGUUGAUUCUCAGCUGGUCUACCUCAUGUAUGGAUUGCCCAAAGAUUUACUUGACUUGUUUCUCGAGAUCAUUCAUCUCACUAACCAUAAGAAUAUCUUCCGCAGACAACGAGUUUUUCCACGAAACUUUCCAAGACUCUGCGCCGAGACCUAUGAUCGUUUGAUUAAUUGGCAUCACGAAUGGAAUAUUGACUUCAGUGACGAGUUUCACCGACAACUCAACUUGUACGCCCUUCUGUUCCACAAAGCUUUAGUGGUGUAUUAUCUUAAAUUGAUCAAAGAGGCCCCUCUCGUGCUGUAUCAAGAUGAGAUCAGUCAACUGGUGGCAUAUCUUGAACAACUCGAGAAAUUGGGGGCAUCUCGGAUGAUCACACCUACAUUUUGGAUUCCCCUCGUUUGUGGAGCCGACGCUCUUAAUUCCCAACUCAUCACUCGUGUUGAACAACUUGUACAGUCGAGUUUAUAUUCAUCGCAGGCUAACUACUGGCGUGGUAAACAAAUUUUGCGUGAAAUUUGGAGACGCCGUGACACUGAGACUUUGGGGUUUAUGGACUUAGUCAAAGAAUGGGAUGUUUGUCUUCAGUUAGCCUGA
Messenger RNA from Diutina rugosa, 2133 nucleotides. It is a transcript of the gene ARG83, whose product is annotated as Arg83p. NCBI's taxonomy places the organism in Eukaryota, Fungi, Ascomycota, Pichiomycetes, Serinales, Debaryomycetaceae. Bases 1 to 2133 code for a protein of 710 amino acids. Gene Ontology annotation, cellular component: nucleus. The transcript has a single exon. The record is from RefSeq and is a predicted model, not a curated record. Gene Ontology annotation, molecular function: transcription cis-regulatory region binding; DNA-binding transcription factor activity, RNA polymerase II-specific; zinc ion binding. Gene Ontology annotation, biological process: positive regulation of transcription by RNA polymerase II.